AUGUGCCGGCACUGCCUCCGCAACACCACCUUGCUGCGCCCGCGCACCCAGUUUCCCCCUCGUCCUAUUCGACUCCAGCCCGGGACGAGGCCUCUCGAGGUGCUGGUGGUGCGCCGCGCCGCCUCGACCUCGACCUCGACCUCGACGAACAGUAGCGGCAAACCCAUUGUGCUCGAGCAGCCCGACAAAUUCCGCCCGCCCUCGCAUCCCGCGCGACUGGGUCGUGCGCGGCGGCCGACGCCCGGCGGCGGGGGCGCGUACAAUCAGGGGACGACCGCGGAGGAGAGGGAGAGGCAGAAGAGCAGGUCGUAUCCGCACAUGUUUCCCAACAAAGGCACGUUUAUGCAUUGGUUCUUGACGGACCGGUGGAUUCAUCUUUGGAUUACCAUGGGCACCCUCACGAUCCUCGCCUUCAUCACCUUCACACAAUCAUUCAUGCGAACGUCGCCCUACGCGCACCUGAUCCCUCCGAUAUCCUCGCUCCCGCUGCACCCAAUCACGUACAUCCGCGAAACGCUCUCCGUGCUCCGCCUGCACAUCGACUACGAGACGGCCAAGACGAACGAGUCGCGCCAGCAGAAGAUUCUGGACGCACAGAAGCGCAGGCUGUACCGGCGCGCGCACGGGCUGGAGGAUCUCAACGCGGACGAGGACCAGGGGAUUGAUGUGAGGGGUCUGGUCCCUUGGGAUGAUGGGUUGACGGCCAAGGAAAGGGCGCAGGGCGGGAGGGAGAUGGUGCUCACGGGACGGGAUAUGGUUGCGCUGGGGGGCGCGGUGCCCGGUAGCACCAGCGGGACACAGGGGGAUGUGGACGAGUUCGCGCGCAGGUUGGAGACGGAGCAGAAAGAGAGGGUCAAGUUGAUCAGGGAGAAGGGCGUCGAUGCCGUCGUCAGGGCCGAGGCAGAGGCACAAGCUAGAGGGAUGAGUCUCCAGGAUGCACUCCGUCAACAGGAAAUGCAGGUUCCAGAGGUGGAGGAUCAGGACCCUCAGCAGCAGCCGCCGCCGCCGCAGCAGAAGCGGAAGAGGAAGCUGUGGUUUGGAAUCUGGUGA
Fonsecaea multimorphosa CBS 102226 is the source of this 1050-nucleotide messenger RNA. RefSeq lists its product as uncharacterized. The record is from RefSeq and is a predicted model, not a curated record. NCBI's taxonomy places the organism in Eukaryota, Fungi, Ascomycota, Eurotiomycetes, Chaetothyriales, Herpotrichiellaceae. The transcript is spliced from 2 exons. The coding region runs from base 1 to 1050 and encodes 349 amino acids.